This is a messenger RNA of Coregonus clupeaformis (lake whitefish), 1190 nucleotides long. RefSeq names its product akirin-1. The record is from RefSeq and is a predicted model, not a curated record. The transcript has 5 exons. NCBI's taxonomy places the organism in Eukaryota, Metazoa, Chordata, Actinopteri, Salmoniformes, Salmonidae. Gene Ontology annotation, cellular component: nucleus; chromatin. Gene Ontology annotation, molecular function: transcription coregulator activity. Bases 178 to 741 code for a protein of 187 amino acids. Gene Ontology annotation, biological process: positive regulation of myoblast differentiation; myoblast migration involved in skeletal muscle regeneration; negative regulation of skeletal muscle satellite cell proliferation.
CAGUCGGUAGGCAGGGCAGUUGACUGGUUCACUCUCCCGGUUUCAGCAAACCGUUGUUGUGAAGAGAGAGGAACGGGAAAGAGAAGGGUCGAGUACAGCAUUUUUAGAAGAUAUUUAACGUUUAGACCUCACGUUUUGCGGGUCGUAUAUCUUCGUUGUCUCUUUUGCUCAGGCACCAUGGCGUGUGGAGCUACGUUAAAACGCUCGAUGGAGUUUGAGGCCCUACUCAGUCCCCAGUCUCCUAAGCGAAGAAGGUGCAAUGCACUACCGGGGGCUCCAAGCACUCCGUCCCCUCAAAGAUGCAACCUCCGUCCGCCAGUUGACUGCCCAUCAUCACACUCGAUGUCUCCCCCGGCUAUGGGAGGAGAACACAGGCUAACUCCAGAGCAGAUCUUCCAGAACAUCCGUCAGGAGUACAGCCGCUACCAGAGGCGACGGCAGCUGGAGGGGGCCUUCAACCAGAGUGAGGCUGCCUGCAGCUCCACCGAUGCCCCCAGCUCCUCCCUCACCGCCCCCAGCUCCCCGCCAGGUGCCUCGAGGAAGGACCAGCCGUCGUUCACACUGAGGCAGGUGAGCUACCUGUGUGAGCGCUUGCUCAAAGACCACGAGGAAAAGAUCCGGGAGGAGUACGAACAGAUCCUCAACACAAAACUUGCAGAACAAUACGAAUCUUUUGUGAAAUUCACACAAGACCAGAUCAUGCGAAGAUACGGUGCCAGGCCUGCUAGUUACGUCUCUUGAAUUCCCCCAUUGAGGUACCAGCUUUUCUCACAGGACGGCUGCUCUUCUACUGCCUCUUCCUCCACUAGAUAUGUGAUUUUUAUGUCCCCCCUUUAUUUUCUUCAUGCUAUUUGGGUGCCAUGGUAUAGCCACAUUUUUAAUCCAAAACUGAUUUCUAUACUCCUGAACUGUGGCUGCUGGCCAAAACGCUAACGAAUUGGAAGAUAAUGUAAAAAGUCGAUAUGCUAUCUCUCUGGAAUUUUGACUAAAGCAGAUUUGUGUCGAUCUCCCCAGCACUGCAGUGGCUAUUCUGAUCCUUCUGUGUUAUAACCUGCCAGCACUGCCCCUCUGCAGCAGCUGUAUUGCUAAAGCCCCCUGGCCUCUUAUCCACCCAGUUUAUUUUUCUCUUUUCCAACUCUGAGGAUGUGGAUUUUUUUUCCUUUUUAAAAUAAAAGUUGUGUGAUUUAAAA